AUGUGGCGGGUCAUCCGGUGGGCACCCCUGUUCUUCUGCCUGCUGCAGAGCGUCCCAGGAAGCUUCCGUCUAGCCCCACCCAGAAAUGUGACGCUGCUCUCCGAGAACUUCACUGUGUACCUGACAUGGCUUCCAGGGCUUGGUAACCCCCCGAACGUGACCUAUUUCGUGACCUACCAAGGCUACCCCAGCUCCGAGCCUUGGCGAAAAGUGGAGCAGUGUGCAGGCACCGAGGCUCUGGUGUGUCCACUGAUGUGCCUGAAGAAACAGGAUCUGUACGGAAAGUUCAGGGGACGAGUGCAGGCGGUGUCUGCGCGUGGCAAGUCCCCACGGGCAGUGUCCCCGUACCUGGAGUACUUUUUUCAAGUGGGGCUGGCCCCGCCCACCCUUGUGCUCACGCGGAUGGAGAAGAUCCUAUGGGUCAAUGCCACCUACCAGCUGCCGCCGUGUGUGCCUUCUCUGGACCUGAAGUAUGACGUGGAAUUCUGGAAGGAGGGCGAGGGACACAAGACCCUGUAUGCUGCCAAUUCAUAUGACCAACCUGUGAAGAUCCCUCUCCCGAAAGGUGCUAACGGACGUCACUGCCUCAGCGCCAGGACCUACUAUCCCCACACUGAGAUCAAAUACAGCCCCUUCUCUGAACCCAGCUGCAUCUUUCUAGAGGACCCAGGGGCCAUCUGGGCUCUCCUGACACUGCUCUUAGUCUUGCCUCUACUGGUAGCAGCUGCUGCAGUGGGUGUGAUCUGGAAGAGACUGGAAGGGGACCGCUGGUUUCAGUGGGUGAAGAGGCCUCAAGCACUGGACUUUACUGAAUACAGAUAUCCGACGGCAGCCUUUCAUCCCAGUGAACCCGAGUUCCCGGAUGACCUGGUCCUCUGUCCCCAGAAAGAACUCACCAUAAGAAUCAGACCAAUCCCUCAAGUCAGAGACCCAGGCACACUACAGGCAGGGCCAGAAGAGGAGAGCACCGAGGAUGACGAUGAGGACACAGAUGACAGUGACAGCCUCCAACCCUACCUGGAACGGCCCCUCUUCGUGAGGGAGAAGCUCCAGACGACGGGGCACUCAGAGGCAGAUGAGUCUGGGGUAGACUCAGGAACGAGCGAAGACGCGUCAACCUGGGACUCUUCAGACAGAAGCUGGUCCAGCAUGGUGAACUCCUCACUUAAGGACGAAGCUGGAUCUUCCAGCUGUUUGGACAAGAAGGAGCCAGACCAAGAGUCUGGUGGGGAUGGGCACCAGGAGGCACUUCCAUGCCUGGCAUUUUCUGAGGACUUGGGCACUGCAGAAGAGCUUCUAAAAGAUGAACUCUUCAGGUGGAACAUUUGGGAUUCCUUAUCCCCAAAGAGAGAUCUGGUUCUUGGGGAGCCCCCAGUUUCUCUUCAGACACUGACUUUCUCCUUGGGCAGCCACCCUGAGGAAGAGGAGGGGGAAGAAGAGGAAGAGGAGGAAGAGGAGGAGGAAGAGGAUGGCUGGGAAUCAGAACCCAAGGGCAGCAUCACCAGCUGCUGGAACACUUCAAGUCUGCAGAGGACUGAGGUCAGGGAUGAGAUGCUGGGAGAUUAUAUGGCCAGGUGAGCUGGCCCUGGUGGCCCAUCCAGUCUGGUAUUGCUACCUCUACUGUACUUCCCAGGGACCAGAGACACCUCCAGGUCUCAAGUCAUGUCCCUUCCUGAGAUAGUCAAGGUCCUGGCCACUAUUUGUGGAUCACCCACAAAUUUGGAUUGAGCUGUAAGAUGUCACCAUUUCCUGUGACCCACUGGCUGUAGGUGACCUGUAAGAGGGGUGGAGCUGUGGUCAGAGACUCUUGACGUCCAGUCUCCCCAUUGUCCCAGGGAAGGCAGACCUUGUGGAACGUCUUCCUUGGACGAAAGGAAACAGGUCAAGCCAGGUGGCUGUGGACCCCAAGGAUAGACAUGCCCUAGUCCAUAAGUCAUGUAUAGCAUUGCACAGAACAGACCUUGGUUCAA
This is a messenger RNA of Arvicola amphibius (Eurasian water vole), 1970 nucleotides long. RefSeq names its product interferon lambda receptor 1 (gene Ifnlr1). The record is from RefSeq and is a predicted model, not a curated record. NCBI's taxonomy places the organism in Eukaryota, Metazoa, Chordata, Mammalia, Rodentia, Cricetidae. The coding region runs from base 1 to 1578 and encodes 525 amino acids. Gene Ontology annotation, molecular function: protein binding. The transcript is spliced from 7 exons.